AUGGUGUGUAGGAAGGUGAGCGAGGUGAGCGCACCACCCCUCCAGGCGGUGUCGUCUCCCCUCUUUGACCGCACCCGCCCUCCAGCCGGUGUCGUCACCCCCCUCCCCCCUCCUCUCCCCCCCCCCCCUCCUUCCGUCAUGGCGGACGACUCUAUUCCCAUUGAGCUCGGAGCUAUCGACAAGCUCGGAGCUAUCGACAAGCUCGAGCUUCUUCAUGACACAACCGCUGUGAACUGGGCGUCGUUCGAGGAUUCGCUCCACACCCACCUUGGCUCCCUCAUCAUUCAGGACUACUGUCUGCUUGACAUAGACCUUGAGCAUCCUAACGGCCUUCCACCUGUCCCUCCCCCUCUUCUUGAACCUCCUCCUCCCGACGCCCCUCCACCCCUAGAGCCUCACUCUGAUCCCCCCCGUGCCCCAAUUCAUGAUGACAAUCCAGAUCGAUGGGCGGCCAACUUGAACAACUACAACAAGCUUCGCGACGCCUACACCAUCCAGCGUGAGGCGCACUGUGCUGCUGAGAAGGCUCACGCUGAUGCUACUGCGCACAUCCUAUCCUACACACAGGAUGAAAGAGACUAUGCUGAGGAACUUCGCAAGUUCAACAAGGAUACUGCAGCAUGGCGAGACCUUCGCUCUCUCCUUACCCUAUUUCGCAAGUUUCAAGAUACCACUCUGGACUCAUCCCCCACUGCUGCCGCUUUCACUCGCCGCCUCAUUGACACCGCACAGCGUCUCAACAACCGUGGCAUUGUCAUCCAUGAAUCGCUUCUCACUGCACGCAUCCUUGACUACCUUCCACCCACAUACGAUACCUACCGCAUCACCUUUACCUCCCGCUACCGCCAUCCUCCUCCUGUAGCUGACACAAUCGACUGGCUCCUUGACAGCGAAGCGGACAUCCAACGUGACUCCACGACCAUCAAUGCUGUCCAGACUCGUAAAACUCCCGCAAGCAACCACAGCAGCGGCGGAGGUGGCGGCUCAGGCGGUACUGGCAGUGGCGGUGGUGGACGUGGUGGUGGGCGAGGCGGUGGACGCGGUGGUGGUCGUGGUGGCGGCCGUGGUGGGCGCGGCAAGAACCCCUCUCCUUCGGGUACCCUUCCCCCGUGUCAGUACAUCAUUCGCUAUAACUCCAACAAAGGUCAACCCUGCGCUCAAACCACUCACACCACUGACACGUGCUUCAAAGCCCUCACUGACGAGUGGUUUGCACGUGGCAAUGUCGGCACCCCACCUAGAUGGAACACCACAUUUCCGCGCCCCUCUCUCCAUGACAUACGCACUCACACCAUCUUCACAAUGUCCUCACUAAGCAUCUCCCGCCUCAUAUUCUCCAGCAGGUUCAACAUCUUCUCCUUUCAUCUCCUCCCACUCCCACACCUUCCAUCCCCCCUCCAACCACACUUCCUCUUCAAGUCCCUCCCCCCCACUACCCUUCACCCUAUACUGGCUGGCCAUACCCUCUCUAUCCACCUCCUCCAUACGGCCCUGUUCCCACACCAGCCGUGCUCCCGUCUCCCUGCCCUUCACGGCAACUUAGCGCAGCAGAGAGGCAUUGCAGCUGUCUCCUCGCCCCGACCCUCGACGCAGCAGAGCAGCAGUGCAGCCGUGUUCCCGCCCCAGCUUGACCCUCCAGCGCAGCUGUCUUGCAUCUUCACCGCCUCCUCUUCCUCCUCCUCUCUCUCCGGACCUCUAUGA
Messenger RNA from Closterium sp. NIES-65, 1701 nucleotides. Lineage: Eukaryota; Viridiplantae; Streptophyta; Zygnematophyceae; Desmidiales; Closteriaceae. The record is from the annotation of a GenBank genome assembly.